CCUCUCCCCCCCGCCUCUCCCCCCCAUGACGCCCGUUGUGGCCGCGAGUGCAAAACUGCACUCCAUUUUGGCUUAAGGCGACUAGCUCAGGCUCACGUUCUACGCCCACCGGCUCAGCUGUCACGUUCCAUCCAGACAUACUUCUUACCAAGGGCGCCCUCGAGGGCGCGAAGUUAUUCUUGGGAGCCCUUGCUUACCAUGGCACCCAGGGGCCUCUUCUUGCUUGCCGUGCUGGCGCUGCAGGCAUGGGGCGCGCUCGCGCGUGCCCAGCUGAAGCCCGCCUCGAGGGCGGGUGACGUGCUCCAGCGAGGCUCGGCGCCGGCGGGCCCGCAGCGGAACAUCUCGGAGGACCAAUGAGGCACAUACCUGAUUUCUCGAGGGUCGCCGCGGACUUUUUGUUGGAUCGGCGCUGGGCCCCCCUGGCUGCGCCUCUGUCGCCGAUCCUGGCGCGCCAGGAAGGGCGGUUCAGCGCGUAUGUAAGAAAUCCGCGCGCACCUCCUAGAAUGAAAAGUCAUAGUUAUGCCGCCAUUCGUUCUUCUAACGUCCGGAGGAAGGCACCAGAACACCAGCCGACGGCGCCAGCCUCCUCGCUGCUGCAGCGCGUGCUGGGGCGCCAGGCUGCCGCCAGGGCGGAGAGGGCCGCCGGCGCGCGCGGGGGCGCCGCCCUGGAGGACGCGGGCUCGCUGAUGCAGACCGUGGUGGAGACCAAGGGGCUGGACAUCGAGCGCCGCCCGCGCGACGAGUUCUGAUGCGGCCCGCGCGGUCGCUCCCAGCAGCGUGGAAACGGCACAGCAGCCUCUCAUGCCAGAAACAAAAGAGAGCGCCUGGCGCAGUCGAAGGGGCACUUGCAGCGGCUUUUGAGGGGUGGGGGGACUUGGGGCGGGGUGGUGUAUUGCAGCACCGUUGAUGCAUCCUGGGCUUACUCUGGCCUCCCCCCUCCCUUCUC
Molecule: messenger RNA, 946 nt
Organism: Prorocentrum cordatum
Lineage: Eukaryota; Dinophyceae; Prorocentrales; Prorocentraceae
Source: the annotation of a GenBank genome assembly